Cinara cedri is the source of this 1205-nucleotide messenger RNA. The record is from the annotation of a GenBank genome assembly. Lineage: Eukaryota; Metazoa; Arthropoda; Insecta; Hemiptera; Aphididae.
UCCACGAAUAUUUCGAGUAAAAUUUAUCACAGGUUUUUUCUGUCAUUAUAGAAUCAUUUAUCAAUCUAAUGAUACAAUUUGCAAUAUCUUUAAAAGUUUUCACUUAUACCGUUCACCGUAAACACAAACGUUUGAUUUUCGAAUAGCAUUCAGCUACGGAGGCGAAAAUAGAAUAUUUGUCUUAAAAUUUUAUCAUAAUAUUUAACACCUUAGAUUGUAUUUACCGUUUAUUGGUUAUAACGGUUAUUUAGACCGGAGACGUAAAGGAGAUUUGCCGUCUACAAAUUAUUUAAUAUCCUUCGCCCUAUACGCCUCAGGUCUAAAUGUUAAACUGUAAUCGCUCAUAAACUCUAUUGCUCGUCCGAUAUGACAGUACUAUGCAUCUAACUAGGCAUUUUUCGAAAAAAAAUCUUUUACGGGACCCGCGUCGAAAAUCGGGUGAGGAUUGCUUUAGGGACGUCGAAAGUUGAUACCCCUUUAAGGUGUCUGUAUUACAACCGCUAUGAGAAGUGGGGUGAAAAUUCGAAAACAAUAAUGAAAUAAAGCUUGAACAGUGCCGUGCCAUAAUUGAACGAAACAGAAAUCAGACGUAUUUGAAAUUCCCAGGGGGAAAAUCACGAUCGAAAACCGCCCGCUUUGUACGCAAGUGCCUACAAGCACAGUGUGCCGUUGUCGUUUUGGCAGGCGGUGCGCGCCCGAACGUGUUGCGGCUGUGACGUGGACUACGAGGGCCAAGACCCGGAUAUGCUGCUGACGUUGGUCCGGUCGUUGUUGAACAGAGAGUACGGCCACGUUACAAGAGAUCAAGGAAUGGUCGAUCUCGAGUAUUUGUCUUCGUCGGAUUCGAUGUCCGGUUUGCCGGAUUCGCUGCAAUUGUCUCCGCGUCGAAAGGAGAACGCCACGCGGCCCGAUCGGCUGGAGAAGGCCCGGUACGACCUAGGCGUGCAAUGCAGCAGCGUGCUGGACGACGAAGUGGUGCACCGCGUGCACAAGGCGUACCUCGAGUACGGUUCGAUGUCCGACGAAGGUCACAGGUACGAGACGAACGGGCUAGUGGCCCACGUCGGGUCGAAGCUGACCCCGUACGCGACCGAGCUCCGCAAACAAAUGGCCCGGUGUCGAGCGUUCUCCGACCAAACGUCCGGGAGUCUCUUCGACAAAGUUCGAUCCAUGAUUCGGGACCUCGUGAACAAGUACUAAACGCG